Pseudovirgaria hyperparasitica is the source of this 2183-nucleotide messenger RNA. RefSeq lists its product as uncharacterized. NCBI's taxonomy places the organism in Eukaryota, Fungi, Ascomycota, Dothideomycetes, Acrospermales, Acrospermaceae. The transcript is spliced from 2 exons. The record is from RefSeq and is a predicted model, not a curated record. Bases 126 to 1976 code for a protein of 616 amino acids.
UCAGUUCCACCACAUCGACGCUCGUUUCUCAGCUCUACUUUGCAGCGCUUAUCACUGCUUGGUGCAGAUUGUAUUGCACUGUCACUUUUCUCCCUUACUAACACCAGUGACUGAGACUCUAGACAAUGGAUCGCGACCGUGACCGCGAGCGGAGUAGCAACUGGAACUCUUAUAGACCCGGUGCAGGUGAUCGACGACCUUCUCCUCCUCGCCGUGAGUAUCGCAAUUCGCGCUCGCCGCCACCUCGCGGGGCUGGUCGUGCAGCAGCCGAUACAUGGGCGCCCUCAGGCGGUCGAGCUGGCGGCCGUCCGCGAAGCCGCUCUGCAGAUACCUUCCGUCGUCGAUCACGCACACCACCUCGUCCUUUUCGCGCUGAGAAUGAUAGCUGGAGAAGAAGCCCGCCUCGUCGCGCGCCUUCACCUCGCCGAGAGAAUUUCAGAAGAGAAGACGAUAGACCACGCUCGCAGUUAAGAGGAAGCCUUGGAGGCGACAGCUAUGUUGGAGGGAGAGACACUCGUCCAAGGUCGCCCAUACGUAGGGAAAGAUCGCCGCUGCCAGUCAAGAGGGGACGGUCACCUUCGCCAGUUAGAAGCAGGGGACGCUCACCGCCACCAAAGCGCGAGAGGUUCGAUUCUCCACCGAGGCGCAGGUUCGAAGAACCAAGAUCACGAGCCGAAAGGUAUCAGGUUUCCAAUGCAGUCAAUCAUAGAAGCACUGACUUGAUGGCCAGUCCCCGUAGACGCGACUUCUCUCCUCUUCCUCGCGAGAACAAUUAUCGACCGCAAGCCCGUUCGCGCUCACCCCUUCGUCGCGAUGAUCGACCAGAUCCAUACAAAGCUGAUACCUGGAGGAGAAGAUCGCCGUCACCACCACGAAACAACUUUCGCUCUGGUCAGAAUUCAGGAAGAGAGUCUGGAGCUACUUCCAGGAGGGCUUCACCUCGACCUUUCUUCCGUGGCGGCAGAGAUGACGAGCGGUCCCCUCGGGACAGGCGUUUCUCCCCUCGGCCACGCUCGCCUCUUCCGCGCGCUAGAUCCCCAGCAUUCCGCCACCGCAUUUCCGAUCGUGAGGUUGAACGAGAGCGAUCACCCGAGCCUCGAGAGUCUAUCCCUCACUCGCCCAUUCCUCGUUCACCAAUUGCUCGCUCAGCUUUGGCUUCUCCUAGAGAUCGUGAACCUCCCAAUGGUUCGUCUGUCGCACCCCCGACUGGUCCGCGCAGAGAUGCUAGUUUUACGCGCGCUCCGCCCACGGGACCCUCUGGAGCAUCUCGUACUUAUCCAUCACCCGCCAUGUCUCCUCCCUCUGGUCCAGCUGCCAUGCCUAACCGCGGUUCUAAUCCAGUUCUUGGCGCGCCAUCUCGUCCCCGAGGAGGUGGCCGUGGUAAUUUUGAAGGUCGCGGUGGCUUUGAAGGCCGCGGCGGUUUGGACUCGUCCCGCGAUUACCCUUCACGAGACUUCUCUGGCCCACCACCACGCCGCGGCUCUGGCUUUGGUCGUGGUGGCUAUGAAGGACGCGGAGGUUAUGAGGGCCGUGGAGGUUAUGAGGGUCGUGGAGGAUACGAAGGUCGUGGAGGCUACGAAAGCCGCAGCUAUGGCAAUGCGCCGCCCCCCGGUCCUCGCGGUGGCUCGUCCUCGACAUUUGCCGCGCCUGGCUUUCGUGGCUCGGCCAAUAGCACCUCAACCACAUACCCACGCACCAAGCGCUUCAACGACCACAUGGCCGACCUACCAAUGCCCAUCCCUGGCGGCGUCAAAGCCCCGGAGCUGUACGACACCACGAAGCUCAAGAAGCUGGAGGAUGAGGCGGAGAGGCUGCGCCAGGCCAUCAACGACAAGGAGGCGAAGAAAAGGAAGAGUCUGAGAGAGUGGGAGGUCAUGGAGCGGGAGAGUAAUCUGCAGGCAAUGCGCGCGGACUUGGCCGAGCAGCAGUUGAGUGCAUUGAAUGGCGAGGCGAAUAUGGGCGGUGCUGCUUUCUGAGACUGUUUCUUUUCCCCGGCUGUUGGGAUAAGCAGGAAAGGUGUGUGUGUAUAAUAGGAGAAAGUGAAAGUUGGCUUGGAUUGGGAAUCUUGCGAGAGAAAGUCUGACCCGAAGAAGCACAGGUCUUUUUCGGUUCUUUGGUGUGUCCUGGCGCAUCGAGGGUCUGUCUACUCGAAUCGGCGCGUGGUGUGUAUGAUAAUCACAGCG